AUGCAUGACGAAGACUGUCAGUUGCCGAGCCUGGAUUGGCUCACGGAUUCUGUGAAACGCCGCUCGCCAACCUUGUGCAUUACUGAUCCAAUCGCAUCCAAUUUAUUGGUACACAUCAAACGACCCAAAGCACAAAGUGCCGCUCAACAGCCGGCGAAGCGCUUUCAAAAGAAUGCUCUACGGAAUGUGGACUUCUCGAAGGAACCUGUGAAACCACCGUAUAGCUACGCAGAGCUGAUCACGUUAGCAAUGCGCCAUCAUGAACAACGUAAAGUGUUGCUGAGCGACAUCUAUGAUUACGUGAAGAAAAAUUUUGCGUGGUACCGACGAACAGACAUCACUUGGCAGAACUCAAUAAGGCACAAUCUUUCGCUCAACAAGCAGUUCAUUAAGCUGCCUCGUAAGGAUGGCGAAAAAGGAAAGGGGUCCUACUGGAUGCUUGAUCUCAGCGCAGUGGAUUCGACGAGCUUAAAAGUCCGGAAAAGUGGCUCUUCAAAUAGCAAGAUGAAAGUUCUGGAGAAUGGUUGCAAACCAACGCUUAAUCCAGCCGUUUUAUCAUUCCUGAAAAAGCAAAACAACACCCAAAGUUAG
Molecule: messenger RNA, 591 nt
Organism: Gongylonema pulchrum
Lineage: Eukaryota; Metazoa; Nematoda; Chromadorea; Rhabditida; Gongylonematidae
Source: the annotation of a GenBank genome assembly